AUGAAAGGCAGUAGUAGGAAUAAGGAUCAUUCGACAGAAGGAGAAGGAACUGGGAAGCGACCAAAAAGAAAGUGUCUUCAGUGGCAUCCUUUGCUUGCCAAGAAACUCCUUGACUUCUCUGAAGAGGAGGAAGAGGAAGAAGAAGAGGAAGAUCUUGAUAAGGUGCCGCUCCUUGGUGCUGAUGGUUUAGAGCAGGAUGCUGAUGAAACCGAAGAUGACGAGUCCUCCGAGCAACGAGCUCGCCGACCAAUGAAUGCAUUUCUCUUGUUCUGCAAGCGCCAUCGCUCUCUCGUGCGAAAAGAACAUCCUCGCCUUGAUAAUCGUGGCGCAACCAAGAUCUUGGCAGAUUGGUGGGCUGUUCUAGAUCCAAAAGAAAAGCAGAAAUACACUGACAUGGCUAAGGAGUACAAAGAUGCAUUUAUGAAGGCAAAUCCGGGGUACAAGUGGUGCCCCACAACCAACAAGCCUGUGAAAACGCAGUCAUCCACCAUCACAAACAGGAAAAAGUUAUGGACCUUUGCAUCAGACUCUGGAAAAGACCUACCAAGCCCCAGGAAAGCAACAAAAACCGAAGAAAUGCCACAGCUUAACUUCGGGAUGGCAGAUCCUACACAAAUGGGAGGCCUAAGUAUGUUGCUUCUAGCAGGAGAACAUGCCCUGACUGCACAAGAGAUUUCCUCGAAUGCUUGCCAAUCUGAUGCAACUAAUUCUACAGAGGCCUGUCAGAAGUCAUCAUUAUUUCAGUUUGCAGAGAUUUCUUCAGGUACAUCACAGCCUGCAGUCCUGGGAGCUGUAAAACAAACUGAGGAGUCUGCGUUAUUUCAGUUUGCUGAGAUCUCAUCAAAUACUUCCCAGUUGUCAAGACCUGAGCCAGUAAAGCACUGUGGGAAGUCAGCACUCUUCCAGUUGGCAGAGAUGUGCCUUGCUUCAGAAGGAGUAAAAGUGAAAGAACCUGGGAAAACAAAAGUGGAAGCACUGGAAGAGAUGGGAGGGGAAGGUCCAGAGGAAAUGGAAGUAGAACAACUGGAGAAAACAGCAAAAGACUCCUGUAAAGGAAAAGCAGAACAGUCAGAAACAGAGAGAAUGCACAACUGGGAUGAGACAAAAGCUGAGGAAUCAGAAACUGCCAAAUACAGAGAUUUUACUAGUCUUGCGGUGGAUAACAAUCCUUUUGAGAGAAAUGAUAACACAAAAGAUCACACAUGCUGUUCUCCAGAGCUUUCGCUGGCUGACAUGAAUAUCCUCGGGCUAAAGCCAGAAAAGAUUAAGAAGAAAAAGAAAAAAAAUAAGUUGGACCGGCACACAAACGAAAAGUCCACCCCCAAGAAACCUUGUAAAAAGAGGCAGUCCUCCGAGUCGGACAUUGAAAGUGUAAUGUAUACAAUUGAAGCUGUUGCAAAGGGGGACUGGGGUGCUGAGAGACUCACGGAACCUUCCCGCAAAAAACCCCGCCCUGUCUCAAAUGUGAAGGGAAGCGUGUUGGAUACAAAAUCACCAAAGAAAAAAGUAAAAUCGAAAGAGAAGAAAACAUCAAAGGAGAAAUCCACGGAGACCACCAAAGAAUCAAAGCCUCCCGAUUUCCUUAGUAUUGCAGCCAGCAAGGAAGUACCGUGUGAGGCUUCUGAUAACAUUAAAGUGGAACCACUGACCCCAACAGAGGAGGUGGUACCCCAAAGCUUACCAGGACAGGUCAAAACUGAGGACAGUGACUGUGUUAAAAAGGUAGAAACCUGUGGCUCCAGGAAAUCGGAGAGAUCUUGCAAAGGUGCUCUUUAUAAAACUCUGGUAUCAGAGGGCAUGCUCACAUCUCUGCGCGCUAACGUGGACAGAGGAAAAAGAAGCUCAGGAAAAGGCAACUCCUCAGAUCAUGAAGGAUGCUGGAAUGAAGAAAACUGGUCUUUUUCCCAGAGCGGAGCAAGUGGGAACAAAAAACUGAAAAAGCCUAAGCCAAAGGAAGAGUUUGUUUUUGGCUUAGCAAAGUUGGAAGAAGAGUUUGAAAAGAAAUUCAACAGCCUCCCUCAAUACAGUCCUAUUACCUUUGACAGGAGAAACUCUGCUGUUCCGAGGAAAAAGAGGAAGGUCGGAAGCAGCUCAUCUGAACAACCAAAAUCCAACAAAGCCAUACUCUCAGAAGACAGAAAUUCCAGUGAGUCUGCCUGGAAGAAUAAAAUUUCUAUAUCUGCCCUAAACACUCCAGAGCCAGCAAUGAUGCAUGAGCCUUUAGUUGGCAGCCAGAAAAGGAAAGCAAGGAAAACUAAAAUCACACAUCUUGUCCGAACAGCAGAUGGUCGAGUGUCACCAGCAGGAGGGACACAGGAGGAGAAGCCAAAAGAGCUGCCACAAAGUACUCUUCAAAAAACAUCAAGUGCAGAAACAGAUUGCAACAGUGAAUGCUCCAGAACCACAGAGACAGAAGAAAAUCAUAGUAUUACAUCAGAUAUGCCAGCAGUGUCUGCAUUUUUUAGCUUAGCUGCUCUGGCAGAAGUAGCAGCCAUGGAAAAUGUACACAGAAGUCAGAGGGCCACACCUCUCCCACAUGAUGGACAGCCAAAUGAAAUGUCUCAGGCUCCAGUGCUUAUUUCCUGCGCUGACCAGUGAAGCUCCACUUUAUUGUAAAACAUUGUGCUUUACCUAAUAUCCUAGCCUUGUCUUUACCAAGGGAAGCUAGUCAGUCCAUAUGAUGGAAACUAUAGACUUGAAGCAAGUGCUUACUGCUCUGAGUGGCCCAGAUUUCACUGGAAGCCAGACGUUAGCAACCUGGGCCAGGUCCUUAAAUUGGAACCCAGUAUGUUGGAGAGUGAUAACAAUUGUCUAUUACUGAACAGAAAUGGAAUGAUCCCAGAGCUUGCUUUCUAUUGAAGGCUUUUAAACAGUAAAUAGGUGGUUGGUGUGAAAAAGGCUGCCUUUACUGUUAGCUCACACAGCAUCUCUUUUACCAACCAGAGAGUACGGCAACUAGUUUCGUAUAAUACCUAGUUAUUCUAAAUGAAAAUGGAAAAAAAAAACCAACAAAAAAA
Molecule: messenger RNA, 3017 nt
Organism: Cariama cristata (Red-legged seriema)
Lineage: Eukaryota; Metazoa; Chordata; Aves; Cariamiformes; Cariamidae
Gene: BBX
Product: bobby sox homolog (Drosophila)
Exons: 13
Coding region: 1-2598 (865 amino acids)
Biological process (GO): regulation of transcription by RNA polymerase II
Cellular component (GO): nucleus
Molecular function (GO): DNA-binding transcription factor activity, RNA polymerase II-specific; RNA polymerase II transcription regulatory region sequence-specific DNA binding
Source: RefSeq, a predicted model, not a curated record